Messenger RNA from Thamnophis elegans (Western terrestrial garter snake), 2836 nucleotides. It is a transcript of the gene WRNIP1, whose product is annotated as WRN helicase interacting protein 1. Gene Ontology annotation, cellular component: nucleus. Gene Ontology annotation, molecular function: ATP binding; single-stranded DNA helicase activity; ATP hydrolysis activity. Lineage: Eukaryota; Metazoa; Chordata; Lepidosauria; Squamata; Natricidae. The record is from RefSeq and is a predicted model, not a curated record. The coding region runs from base 226 to 2031 and encodes 601 amino acids. The transcript has 7 exons. Gene Ontology annotation, biological process: regulation of DNA repair; DNA-templated DNA replication; DNA repair.
GAAGGAGGUGGUGAUUUUGCUUCCUUCUUGAGCAAGUUGUAGUUGCUUGCAGUUGUUGGGGAGCCCAGAGGCAAACUUUUCCUGCUCGACGCCCCUGGUUUUUUUGCUUUUGUCGGGAAGGGCUUGAUCCAAGGAGCCCCUUUCCCCAAGAGCCACCGAUUAGGGUAGAUUUAGGGGUCCCACUCUCCUGCCCUCUCCUCCUCCUCCUCCUCCUCCUGCCGGGAAAUGGAAGGGGGCAUCGCGCAGGAAGAGCCGCUGGUCAGCUGCCCCGUUUGCCUAAUGGAGCUGCCCUCUGCGCGCAUCAACGCACAUCUGGACAGCUGCUUGCAGCUGCAGGGCGAAGGGGAAGACCUGUUCACCGCAGAGGUCGGAGGCAGGAGCCACAGCGCCCCCAAACCCCCAGCAGGAGCAGCGGCGGCGCCCCCCAACCCCCAGCAGCCCUCCGCGAAGAAAAUCCGGCUCUCCCGAUCUCCGGAGCGGAGAAACCAAGAAGGGGAGCCGGGGAACGACCUCGGUUCUCCCCUGGUCUUCCCCCUUUUUCACCGGGGAAGGAAUCCCGGAGGGUCCCCAGCGGGAGCGCCCCGGGGUGCUGCUACCUCUCCAAACCGCGAGAAGGGGGAAGAGCGGCCGGGGGAGACUCCCGAGCGAGCCCCGGGUGCCCCGGAGCCUCUGUUGCGCGGGGAGAGCUUAGCCCAAAAACUGGAAGGGAAGCCUUUGGCCGAUAAGCUGCGGCCGAGCCACCUGGGGGAUUACGUGGGGCAGAACCGGGCGUUGGGGAAGGAGACUCUCUUGCGGUCCUUGCUGGAGGCUCACGAAGUCCCCUCGCUCAUUCUUUGGGGACCCCCAGGCUGUGGAAAGACAACCUUGGCGCAUAUCAUAGCCAGCAGCAGUAAGAAGAACGGGACACGAUUUGUGACCCUCUCCGCCACAAGUGCCAAAACCAGUGAUGUCCGAGAUGUAAUUUUCCAAGCCCAAAAUGAAAAGAGACUCUGCAAGAGGAAGACUAUCCUAUUUAUAGAUGAGAUACACCGGUUCAAUAAGUCCCAACAGGACACUUUCCUUCCUCACGUUGAGUGUGGAACCAUCACCUUGAUUGGGGCGACCACAGAAAACCCUUCCUUCCAGGUCAAUUCGGCACUGCUGAGUCGGUGCCGCGUUAUUGUUCUUGAGAAACUCUCCGUCGAAGCAGUGGAAGCUAUUCUGAUGCGAGCUGUCAAGUCCUUAGGGAUCCAGGUUCUGAGCCAAGAUGAGGGACUCACCAGCUCUUUGAAUGCCAACAACAGCCAGGGCUCUGAGUUAUGUGUAUGCAUUGAAAGAAGAGCAAUAAACACGCUUGCCUGCCUUUGUGAUGGCGAUGCGAGGGCUGGGUUGAAUGGGCUCCAGAUGGCUGUCCAGGCAAGAUUAACCAACCCCUUCCAUCAGAAUAACAACCAUGAGUGCUCUGUUAAACAAGUGGUCAUCACCGAAGAUCACGUGAAGGAAGGACUCCAGCGAUCCCACAUUUUGUAUGACCGAGCUGGUGAAGAGCAUUAUAACUGCAUCUCUGCACUUCAUAAAUCUAUGCGUGGUUCUGACGAAAAUGCUUCCCUUUACUGGCUGGCCCGAAUGCUUGAAGGGGGUGAGGAUCCACUGUAUGUGGCAAGAAGAUUGGUAAGAUUUGCAAGUGAGGAUAUAGGAUUGGCAGAUCCCUUAGCCUUACCUCAAGCUGUGGCUGCUUAUCAAGGUUGCCACUUCAUCGGAAUGCCGGAGUGUGAGGUCUUACUGGCGCAAUGUGUGGUCUAUUUCGCCAGAGCACCAAAGUCUAUUGAAGUGUACAGUGCUUACAAUAAUGUGAAAACAUGCAUAAGAGACCACCAAGGACCUCUUCCGCCUGUCCCUUUACAUUUGCGGAAUGCACCAACCAAGCUCAUGAAAAAUUUAGGUUACGGUAAAGAUUAUAAAUAUAACCCUAUGUACAAGGAUCCUGUAGGGCAAGAAUAUCUGCCUGAAGAGUUGAAAGGGAUUGAUUUUUUCACACAAAGAAAAAUCUGAUGGAACGCCAUGUAUUGUCACACGUGAUUCAUAAUAAUCCCGUAAUAUUUUUCUUAAAAGUUCAUUCCAGUUUUAGGAAAACUCUUUAUUUUUCCAGGCUAGCCAUAUUAAACUGGUAGCCUCAAACUGGAAUACCUACCUUUUUUUGUAUUAAAUAGUAUGUAUGUUAAUUAAAUUAUCUUUGGUACAAAUGAAACUAUUUUGGGGAUAUUCUACGGUUCCAAUUCGAGGCAAAAAGCUGCUCAGCACAGAUAUACAUAUACGCAUUAAUGUUGUCAGGGGUUCCUUAAAGAAACUAUACCUUUUCUACACUAAUUGUGUAGUCAGAGGAAAAUAUGUGUUCUAUAUAAGGACCUGCUCUUUUUCCACUUGAGGUCCAAACAGCUGCACAUUCCCAAACCAUUUUAUACUACGAAGAAUAUUUUAUUGCAAGUUUUAUGCAAAUGUAAGAAUUGUUUGAUAACUUUGCAUCAAAUACAUAUUAUAUAUAGUUAAAGAAAAACUAAAAUCACUUGAUUUGACCAAGACUAUAAAGGACAUUAUUUCAAAAAUAUAAAAAAUCAGGAUUGCACAGCUUAGCUAAUAUUAGGCUUUUUCAAUGGGACGUAAUAUAAGUAUAUAUUUAAUGCAACCAAUAGAACUUUAAAAGGCCUAAUUUUGACGUGUCCUUGAUUGGAACAUGAUUUAUUCCAGUCUGUAAAGAUACACUGCAUUUGCACCUUAAGCUGAACCCCCCCCCCCUUAUAAUUGAAACGUAAUGAGGAAAUAUUUUUGAAACUGUGAAAAUAAAGUUAAUUUACAACCA